CUAGAGCAUCCACAAGCCUCUCCAAAACUGUCACACAUGUACUCUUGUACCCAUCCGAUUCUGUGCUUUUUCCGAUUAAUUUUCUCCUUGAUUCCUUCACGAUGGAAGGGAGGUGAUUCUCCUCGCCGCCAUUUUUAGGGGAACUGCCUAUUGAAGAGAGAAACUUUGACGUUAGCAGCUAUCUAGUUUGCCAGUAGCUUGCCUGCCUACUUCGUUGUGACUGCUAACGCUUGGCAGUCGUUAGCCACAGCAGCUUGCUUCACGGUGGUAUAAAUUAUCCUUGCGGCCGACCAGUAUACGUGACAAAGACAACGGUUAUUGCUAAAGUGAACUAUAUAGAUAGACAGUGUGAUCGUCUAUAUUGGACAGUGCAAUUGUGCGGCUAGAUUAGCAUUGCUAAUUUAUAGCUAGCGAGUUCACACUUUGAUUUCUCUGGACUGCAAUGCCUCGUCUGUCGCCGUGUCUUUUAGCGUCAGCCACUUAGCUUGCUAACGUUACUCUGCGACUGGAUUAACCAGCCGUUUACACACCACUUCGCAACCUGUGUGGAUUCAUUUUAACCGGGUGCCCAUGUGCUGGUUCCUUAGGCCCAUCCAUUACUGCAGAUGAAUCUUCAGCUGCUUUGGUGUAGCUCAGCACCCAGAUAGUCCCAUCCCCUUUGCGUGGGUGACAAGGGACUACAUUAACCCAGGAUGCCCUCCUCUGUAAGGGCAGGGAGCCUGAAGGAUCCGGAUGUGGCUGAGCUUUUCUUCAAAGAAGACCCAGAAAAGCUUUUCUCUGACCUCCGAGAGAUUGGCCAUGGCAGCUUUGGCGCUGUUUACUUUGCACGGGAUGUACGCACAAAUGAGGUGGUGGCAAUUAAAAAGAUGUCCUACAAUGGCAAACAGUCUAAUGAGAAAUGGCAGGAUAUUAUAAAGGAGGUAAAGUUUCUCCAGAGGAUCCGGCACCCCAACAGUAUAGAAUACAAAGGUUGUUACCUCCGUGAGCACACAGCAUGGCUGGUGAUGGAGUACUGUCUCGGCUCAGCCUCCGAUCUGCUAGAAGUUCAUAAAAAACCUUUACAAGAAGUAGAGAUUGCUGCCAUUACACAUGGUGCUCUGCAAGGGCUGGCCUACCUUCAUUCCCACAAUAUGAUCCACAGGGAUGUGAAGGCAGGUAACAUUCUGCUGACUGAGCCUGGGCUGGUCAAACUGGCAGACUUUGGCUCUGCCUCCAUUGCCUCACCUGCCAACUCCUUUGUGGGAACGCCAUAUUGGAUGGCCCCGGAGGUCAUUCUAGCUAUGGACGAGGGCCAGUAUGAUGGGAAGGUGGAUAUCUGGUCCUUAGGGAUCACCUGUAUAGAAUUAGCGGAGAGGAAGCCUCCCUUGUUUAACAUGAAUGCAAUGAGUGCCUUAUACCACAUAGCGCAGAAUGAGAGCCCCACACUGCAAUCCAGUGAAUGGACGGAUUACUUUAGAAAUUUUAUUGAUUCUUGCCUUCAGAAAAUCCCCCAGGACAGACCACACUCUGACGAUAUGCUGGGUCAUGCGUUUCUGCAGCGUGAACGUCCGGACUCCGUGCUGAUGGAUCUUAUUCAGAGGACCAAGGAUGCAGUGCGGGAGCUUGACAACCUGCAGUACCGGAAGAUGAAGAAGAUCCUCCUUCAGGAGGCCCACAACGGACCCACAGCAGAAGCCCAGGAUGGAGACGAGGUGUGUGGAUGUUUGUAUAUUAAAGGUGUAGUAAGCGAUGUUAAACCACUACACUUUCUGUCAAAUUCAGUGUAUGUUUUCUCACGGUCACCUAGCUCUCUAUUUUCUGUGUGCGCUGAAAAAGAAUCCAGUGUUCCUACACAGCCCUGGCUCUGUAAAUGGAAAACAAACAGAAAGGAGCUGGAGCCGGGCGGAGGUCGGACAGGAACGGUGAACAGUGUCGGCAGUAAUCAGUCCAUUCCCAGCAUGUCCAUCAGCGCCAGCUCCCAGAGCAGCUCUGUCAACAGUCUGAACGAAGCGGCUCAGGACAGCCGCAGCGAACUGGAACUGAUGGAGGGAGACCACACCGUCAUGUCCAACAGCUCCGUCAUACACCUCAAACCGGAAGAAGAGGAGAGUUUCUCUGGGGAGCAGGCAGCCCGCAAUGAACCCUCUGAGCCCCAGCCAACACCAGCUCAGCCCCCGAGGAAGCACUACCGCAACAGAGAGCACUUUGCCACCAUACGCACAGCGUCACUCGUGACCCGUGAGAUGCAGGAACACGAGCAGGACUCGGAGCUGCGGGAGCAGAUGUCAGGAUACAAACGCAUGAGACGGCAACAUCAGAAGCACCUGAUGGCCCUGGAGAACAAGCUGAAAGGGGAGAUGGAUGACCACAGGCUGAGGCUGGACAAAGAGCUGGAGAGUCAGAGGAACAACUUCACCCAGGAAAUGGAGAAGCUGCUCAAAAAACACCAGGCGGCCCUGGACAAAGACCUUAAGACGUUUACCAAUGAUGAGAAGAAGUUCCAGCAGCACAUCCAGGUGCAGCAAAAGAAGGAGCUCAGCAGCUUCCUGGAGUCACAGAAGCGGGAGUAUAAACUUCGCAAGGAGCAGCUCAAAGAGGAACUGAGCGAGAACCAGUCGACUCCUAAGAAAGAGAAGCAGGAGUGGCUGUCCAAGCAGAAAGAGAACAUCCAGCACUUCCAGGCGGAGGAGGAGGCCAACCUGCUGAGGAGACAGAGGCAGUACCUGGAGCUAGAGUGUCGGCGGUUCAAACGUAGGAUCCUCAUCGCCAGACACAAUGUGGAGCAGGAUCUUGCUAGAGAGGAGCUGAACAAACGGCAGACACAGAAGGACCUGGAGCACGCCAUGCUGCUCAGACAUCACGAGUCGAUGCAGGAGCUGGAGUUCAGGCAUCUAGGGACGAUCCAGAGGGCGCGGGCAGAGCUGAUCCGGACCCAGCACCAGACCGAGCUCACCAACCAGCUGGAAUACAAUAAGAGAAGGGAGAGGGAGCUGAGGCGCAAGCAUGUCAUGGAGGUCCGACAGCAACCCAAGAGCCUAAAGUCUAAGGAGCUUCAGAUUAAAAAGCAGUUCCAGGAGACUUGUAAAACCCAGACCAGGCAGUACAAGGCCCUCAGGAACCAUCUGCUGGAGACCACGCCCAAGGCUGAUCACAAGGCCGUGCUCAAGAGGCUGAAGGAGGAGCAGACCAGGAAGCUGGCCAUCCUGGCCGAGCAGUACGACCACUCCAUUAAUGAAAUGCUCUCUACACAGGCUCUGCGGUUAGAUGAGGCUCAAGAGGGGGAAUGUCAGGUUUUAAGGAUGCAGCUGCAGCAGGAGCUGGAGCUGCUCAACGCCUACCAGAGCAAGAUCAAGAUGCAAACAGACGCUCAGCACGACAAGGAGAGGAGGGAGCUGGAGCAGAGGGUCUCUCUGCGGAGGGCUCUGCUGGAGCAGAAAAUUGAGGAGGAAAUGCUUGCGCUGCAGAACGAGCGCCUGGAGCGAAUCCGCUCACUGCUGGAACGGCAGGCCCGAGAGAUCGAGGCUUUUGACUCUGAGUCAAUGCGACUGGGCUUCAGCAACAUGGUGCUCACAAACCUGGCUGCCGAUUCCCAGGGAGGCUGGGGGGGAGGAGGUGGAGGUGGCCAGGGGGCUCAGGGUGGAGGCCACUGGCCUGGUGGAGGAGGCGCCCACCAUAGUCAUCACCACCAGGGGGGCUCCAGCUCACAGCAGCCCUGGGGUCACCCCAUGCUGGCUGGGGGCCCGCCACCCUGGAGCCUCCACCACCCUGGAGGAGGGAAUCAGAGGGGUAGCGCGGGAGGCGCAGGAGGGGUGAGGAACAGUCCUCAGGCUAUGAGGAGGACGUCAUCGGGGGGGAGAAAUGAACAGGGCAUGAGCAGGAGCGCCAGCAUCACCUCUCAGAUCUCCAACGGAUCCCACCUGUCAUACACCUAGAACACACACACACAUAACACGAUAAUUGUCUUAAAGUCAAAUUCUUGUGCACCGAGGUGACACUACACAGACACGCACCAUGCAUGCACCACACAUACACUUAUUUCCCACAGUGCGUCUGACACACACUGCACAGUGCUAAGACUGGGUUUACCUCAGCCCAGUAUCUCUCCAUCACCACUGCUCUCUUACAUCAAUGUACUGCUAGCAGCAGUCUGUGGAAACCCAGAAGUCUUGAGACUCAUCCAAGAUGGCUGAGGGCCAUAUACAGAAAGCCACAGUGCAAUAGUGUCAUUUUUACUUUAGCCUUUAGUGCUAUUUAAUGUGUUUUGCCAUGUUAGUCUCUGUUGCCAUAAAUGUGAUGCUUUCACAAUACGGUGCAUUGUGGGAAAAUUUGCAUCCAGUGUGCAAUUUUUAGAAUCACAUUUAAAAAUUUUUUUUUUUUUUACCUCAAAUCACUCACAGUUCAAGAUUUAAGCACAGAUAUAUUACUGAUAGAAAGUGUAAUGAGAUUGUUGUUUAUGUGCAGUUAUUGACGAAUGAGAAGGCAGGUGGUAAUGUAGGGGUAUGACUUAAGAUUAAA
This is a messenger RNA of Perca flavescens (yellow perch), 4494 nucleotides long. It is a transcript of the gene taok1b, whose product is annotated as TAO kinase 1b. Bases 693 to 3911 code for a protein of 1072 amino acids. Gene Ontology annotation, biological process: protein phosphorylation; regulation of cytoskeleton organization. The record is from RefSeq and is a predicted model, not a curated record. NCBI's taxonomy places the organism in Eukaryota, Metazoa, Chordata, Actinopteri, Perciformes, Percidae. Gene Ontology annotation, cellular component: cytoplasm. Gene Ontology annotation, molecular function: ATP binding; protein serine/threonine kinase activity. The transcript is spliced from 21 exons.